CUCAGUCUUAGUUGAACACUCGCAGUGAAACGACUACGUGUUCCCCCUCACAAAAACUAAUAGAAACUAUGAAGUGCCUGGGUUUAUUGGUCCUUUUGGGUCUUUUGGUCACCCUCUUCGCAGGAUACUCGGAGGCCGCUUUAUGUACCUGCGACCUCAAGACGAAGGGAUCGGAGGUCUGUGGCUCAAAUGGGGUCACCUACAAAAAUCGCUGCGAGUUCGAGUGCACUCAGAGGGAACUCAAGAAACUUGGACGGACCCUAAACAUACGGAAUACUGGUGUUUGUGGAUGAUUCGAACUAAGAGAACUUGGAAAUCUUUCUUCUAAUUGAAAUUACAUAUGAACUCAUACCUUUUAUACGAAUAACAGUAGUGCAGGCUUCACCAAUUCAAAUGAGUGCUGUGAGAUAAUAUUCUUAAAUAAAUAAAUUACAAAGCCUUGUUUACUCUUAUCUUA
Molecule: messenger RNA, 457 nt
Organism: Drosophila eugracilis
Lineage: Eukaryota; Metazoa; Arthropoda; Insecta; Diptera; Drosophilidae
Exons: 1
Coding region: 69-293 (74 amino acids)
Molecular function (GO): protein binding
Source: RefSeq, a predicted model, not a curated record